Molecule: messenger RNA, 2502 nt
Organism: Saccostrea echinata
Lineage: Eukaryota; Metazoa; Mollusca; Bivalvia; Ostreida; Ostreidae
Product: gamma-aminobutyric acid type B receptor subunit 2-like
Exons: 15
Coding region: 1-2502 (833 amino acids)
Biological process (GO): G protein-coupled receptor signaling pathway; gamma-aminobutyric acid signaling pathway
Cellular component (GO): G protein-coupled receptor heterodimeric complex; membrane
Molecular function (GO): G protein-coupled GABA receptor activity
Source: RefSeq, a predicted model, not a curated record
AUGGCGCUCCAUCUUCUACUCUUGUCGGUUCUUGUGCGCAAAACAUCUUCAAUGGCAGCUGAUGCACGGACCGUUGCAGUUGGAGGAUUGUUUGAUCUAGAGAAAUAUGAAAACAAUGGAUACUCAGAACUUCUAAGCGCCAUAAUAGCUGUGGAGCAUGUCAACAGUGUAAUGGAAGAUUUCAAACUUAGAUUAAUUGCUAACAAUUCACAGUGUAACCCUGGAAUCGCUAUUGAUGCUUUAUUUGAUUUUAUUCACCGAAAACCUCUUUUAGCCUUUGUUUUGGGUAGUGGAUGUUCGGACGUGACAAAAGCGCUGGCUGAGAUAGUCCCUUACUGGAACACUAUACUGAUAUCACACGCUUCCACCUCUCCGACCCUCAGUAAGAGGAAAAAAUAUCCAACAUUUUUUAGACUAGCUCCAACUGAGCAUGCCAAAAACAUAGCUAGGAGCCAAUUUAUCACGCACUUUGGUUGGAGGAAAGUCGCUACUGUCGUGGAGGAUUCAUUCUCUCUUGCAAUGAAGAGUUCUACAGAGUUCUUGUACAAAAACAACAUCACAAUCACAGAAUCUCUGGAAUUAGAUAACAGUUAUGAGAGUCUUAAGAAAAAGAUGGUCGAAUUAAAGGCAUUCAGACUGGACAUGUGUAGUUCUCGGCAUGUCUGGAUAUUUAUUGGGAAUUUUGAAGCAGAAUGGUGGGAGGUAACCGACACAGGGUGUACUUUGUCACAAAUGAGACAAGCUUCUAAUGGAAGCAUAAUAACAGGGCGUUAUUCUGGAAGAAACGAUGAAAUUUACAAAGUUCACAAUCUGACGAGAGACGAUUUUCUGUCUUUCUAUGAGGGACGAAAUGGAACGUUUCCUAUCAGUCCUUACGCGUAUAGUGCCUUUGAUACAGUUUGGACAAUUGCUUUAGCUGUUAAGACCAUCCACAGCAAUGGACUUCUGUCAUCUUUGAUAAACACUUCCUAUACAAGUAGAGAGAAUCUCACGAAUAACAUGAUGGAUAUAAUAUCCAAAAUACACUUCCUUGGACUUUCAGGACUUGUUACCUUUGAUGGCCCGGAUAGAACCGAAAGAGCAGCUUUAUUUCAGAAUCAAGAUGGUAUGAGAAGGCUUGUUGCUGUAUAUGAUGUAGUGGAAAAUCGUCUAAAUUUUAAUUGUUCCGAGUGUUACGAGAUCAGCUGGGGAAGUGUAGCUUAUCUUUUAGACAGGAACCUGGUCCCAGCUGACUCUAGUCUGAUUCUGGUGAAACAUUUAAAAAUCGGUUUCACCGUAUCCUGUAUUGUCAUCUCAAUUUGUUUACUGGGAAUAGUGAUGUCUUUUUCCUUUCUGAUUUUCAAUGUCUAUCACCGAAAAAAGAGGUUCAUCAAACUUUCUAGUCCUAAGCUGAACAAUGUGACUGUGCUGGGAUGUGUCUGCGUAUAUUCUGGGAUCAUACUUCUUAGCUUCGAUGUACAACUGCUCCCAGACAACCUCUUUUCAGUGUUCUGCCAUAUAAGAACCUUUAUCUUUGCUGUUGGAUUUUCAAUGGCGUUUGGUUCCAUGUUCAUAAAGACGUACAGGGUUCAUCAAAUAUUUACACAAGUGAACAGCGGAUUUGUCAAGAGGAAGGAUUAUGUGGAAGACGAAGACAUUCUAUAUGUAUAUCAGACAACGCAUUGCAACUGUGUACAUAUGGAGAAAUGGUUGUCUGGGUUCUAUGCCUUCAAAGGACUCCUGCUUCUGUUUGGUUGCUACAUGACUUGGGAAACUCGCAAUGUGAGCAUUCCAGCUCUUAAUGACGUCCGCUACAUUGGAAUGAGUGUCUACAAUGUCGUCAUUAUGAGUAUUUUUGUGGUUGUGAUAUCCAAUGUACUGACGGAUGAGCCAGUACUCGCUGUGAUUCUGGAAAGCGUGUGUAUUUUCAUCUCAGCAACUGCCAUAUUAUGUCUUCUAUUCAUUCCUAAGGUGUCGAUUAUCAUGAGAAAAAAACAGCAAGAUUCAUUGUACGCUCCUGGAUUUGUGGUAGCAUCUAAAACAAUGCGUUUUCCAGUUGAUGACAAACAGGAACAAAAAUUCAGAGCUGAAGUUCAAAACAGAGCAUUAAAAAAAGAACUGAUUGAGUUAGAACAUGAAGUUCAAAGGUUAGAGAGAUUGUUGGAGGGAGAACCAGAGCCCUAUCCAGAUAUUACAGAGGACAUCCUUUCUCUUCUAUCAGAGACUCAUGUGGACACUUCUUCGAGGAUGCCUUCAAACAAAAGCAGUCUAUCAGUUGGAAGCAGUGUUUAUUCUGACGACGAUGAAGAAAAGUCCAUAUCAACAGAAGACACCGGCAGGAUUCAUAUGACCUUAUAUCCUCCUCGUGUGACCUUCUUAUCCUCAAAAAUACAAAACUCAGUAGAUUUAUUUGAACAACAGGAUCAGAAACUGUGCACAAAAGAAAUAAUGUGGAGAAUUGCUUCGAGGAAACUGGAUAAAGUAGAGGAUUUCGUAGAAAUAACUGGAUAUGACGGAAGUUAG